AUGGCGAAUUAUGGUGGUCCACGUUUUACACGACCUUCAAUGAAUGAACGUUCAGGACCAAGAUUUAAUACACCACCUAAUCGAAAUGGUCCAAGACAUAAUUUUAAUGAUCAUAGACAUCCAUUAAACAAACCAGCUAAUGUACCACGUCCACCUAAACCAACUAAUGAUAUAUCAAUACCAACACCUCCUCCGACCAAUCAAACAGCAGCUAGUUCAACAAAUAAUACAACUGAUAUAACUACUGAUACAGCGAAUAAAUCAACUAAAGUAUCGACUUCCGAAAGUUCAUCGCUCGGAACAAGUUUAUAUGUUCCAUCAGAAUCUUCAGUAGAAAAAAAACCAACAACAAAAACUGAUAAUAAACUUCCUGAUGAACAAGAACGAACGAAUGCUCAAAAACGACCACGUAUUGAAGGCAAUCCGCAACAACAAAGUCCUUCAUUUGAUUUUACAGCAUCAUCAUCAUCAUCACAAAAUAAUGAAAAACGAGCUAUGCAAGGUGGUAGAUGUCGUUUAUUUAUUGGUAAUGUACCAUCUGAUUUAACACAAGAUGAAUUUCAAUUAUUAUUUGGUAAAUAUGGUGAAUUAGUAGAAUAUUUUGUUAAUCCAUCACGUGGCUUUGGUUUUAUAAAAUUGGGUUCUCGUCAGUUAGCCGAACAAGCUAAAUAUGAUCUUGAUGGUUAUAUUUUACGUGGAAAACCAUUACGAAUACGUUUUGCAAGUCAAGGUGCAACGAUAAAAGUUAAAAAUCUAUCACCAAAUGUGUCCAAUGAAUUACUUAAAGAAGCAUUUGAACAAUAUUUUGGUAGUGUUGAACGUGCUGUUGUUAUUGUUGAUGAUAGAGGAAAGUCAACAGGAGAAGGAAUUAUUGAAUUUGAAAAGAAACCAUCAGCACAAAAAUGUUUGAAUGAAUGUACAGAACGUUGUUUUUUUAUUACUAGUGAAUUAAGACCUGUAAUUGUUGAACCAUGGGAUAUUCGAGAUGAAGAAGAUGGUUUACCAGAAAAAUCAUUAAUUCGUAAUCCUGUAUUCAUAAAAGAACGAGAAGCUAAACCACGUUUUGCAGAAUUAAGUACAAUUGAACAUACAAUUGGUCUUAAAUGGAAAGAAUUAGAAUUACAAGAAAAACAAUUAUUAGAAGAAGUUAAACAACGUAUGCAAUAUGCUACUGAUCAAGUUAAAGUGGAAAUUGAUGAAAUGUUUUUAGAACAUCAAUCACAAAUCUUGCGCGAAGAAUUAUUACGUCGUCAAGAAGAUCUUCGUCGAAUAGACGAACUUCGAUCACAGGAAAUAGAUCGUCGUCGUAAUAUAAUGCCAAUGCAUCGUCAAGAUGCAUAUAAUAAUCAAUUUAAUAUGCCGACUGGUCCUAUGAAUACUAUAUUUCAUCAAAAUCAAAUGCCUGGAAAUGCAUUACAAUAUAAUGAUUAUCAACAGGUAGGAUAUCCACCAAAUGCAAAUUCACUUAUGCAACAAUCAUCACCUGGUGCAGCAACAAUUGAUGCUGCUUAUACAACAAAUCAAGUAUCACGUGGUUAUACACGUCCAAGUGGAGAUGAUUUUAUUCCACAACAACAACAACAACAGCAACAAGGAUUUGAUAGAAAACGGCCGAGAUAUUAA
Molecule: messenger RNA, 1623 nt
Organism: Adineta steineri
Lineage: Eukaryota; Metazoa; Rotifera; Eurotatoria; Adinetida; Adinetidae
Source: the annotation of a GenBank genome assembly